This is a messenger RNA of Guyanagaster necrorhizus, 1959 nucleotides long. RefSeq lists its product as uncharacterized. The record is from RefSeq and is a predicted model, not a curated record. The transcript has 4 exons. Lineage: Eukaryota; Fungi; Basidiomycota; Agaricomycetes; Agaricales; Physalacriaceae. Bases 1 to 1959 code for a protein of 652 amino acids.
AUGAACUCUGACCAGGAUGAUGACAGUUUUUUUCGGGGAUCAGGACAUACAAGUAGCUUGUUCACCGACAAUGAAGACCAGGAAGAAGCAGGAGGAGCAGAAGAAGCAGGAGCAGAAGAAGAAGAAGAGGAUGAGUACAAUGAUGAGGAUCAACAUCGUGAUGAACAGAGGGAUGAAGAGGAUGAUGCUCAUGGGUCAUCCUGUCGAAGCCGGCACCCUGAAAUCACUGCUAGUGAUGAGGAGGAUCAUCAUCGGAGACGUCGUCGCCAUCCAGAACAGAGGGAUGAAGAGGAUGAGGCUCAUCAGUCAUCCCAUCGAAGCACCCCUGAGCCAGCCUCUAGUGACGAGGAUGAUGGACCUCUGCACCAUCGACAAGGAGAAAUCAGACAUGGAGAAUGGGAUCCAGAUGAUGAUGUUGAUGGUAAUAACAUUCGCAUUUGGGGUGUCCACACAUCAAGAGAUGUCACAUUGGGGGAGUUUGUUCAAGAAUGUAGUCAACUUUGGAUGCAUCAGAAUGUUUCAACAAGGAGCAUCGCACGUCGUGGAAAGUAUCUCCACUAUGUAUUGUGUGGGGAAUACGGCAAGGAUCAUUACAUCAAUCUCACCAUGGCUGGAGCUGACCUGCCAGAACCAAAAGUGACAUUGACAAGGGACUAUGACUCGGUCAUUGCAAUCUGUGAUCGUGUUCCAGAUCUGGAAAUGCCGAUUGAGUUUGCUACUACAUAUCAGCCGACGAUGUCAAUGCAAGGUGAUCAUCACAUGAUCCUUUCAUGCAUGCGAAAGAGAGACAGGACGGAUGAGCCAGGACCAUAUGCAGAGGGAGGACUCUGGUGGAUUCCGAGCAGUGUGAUUGCAUGGCCAACACGGAAUGGAAGUGGUACAAGAAUACCACGAUGCGAGAGUGUCAUCCAAGUGCCCAGUGAGGCAGGUUGGAAUUUGUUGGGCAUUAGAAAGACACUGAAUGAGUUCUGUUCUGAAGAUAGUCGCAUGAAGCAGCGACAAUUGGUGGAAUGGAAGCCAACGGGUCAGGUCAUAGGAUGCACGAGGAAAGCCAAGGGUCGAUCUGAGGAGCCAAUGCCGAAGACAGAAAGGCUAGCUCGACGGAUAGAAAUGCCAGAAAAAUCAUAUGACUAUGGGCCCGAUCUGCCACCAGAGGACCGGAUAUAUGACGAACAAUAUCCGGAGCAUGCCAGGACAUUUCUGAAUCAAGUACUACAGCAAUAUGUGUCUGACAUGCUGCAGAAGGUUGGACGGGCGAAAUGUGGAUGGGAGCAUUCUCCUCUGACACAGAAUGAACGGCGGAUGGUCGACAUCCGUAUCAUGAAAGAAAAUGAUCUUGGAGGAGUGUUGACACAUGCACGAAUGCAUGAAGGAACAGAGAGCCAGUGGGAUUCACUGUUUGACAACAUCUUCCGGACUCCGAAUGAACUGAACACGAGGAAACAAUGGUCUGCACGGAUGGAAGAUAUGCGAAGAGCACUGAAGAGGGCAUUUGAUGAAUUCCUGUGGUGUGUUUGGUCUGAUAGUACAUGGGUGUGUGUUUAUGAGAAGUCGGGAGGGGAACUGAUUAAACCGGAACAAGUUCGAAAAGAGGAUCUACCAUGUUCAGCAGUCCGUCUCAUCCGGAAUCCAUGGAUAGAGAACUGGAGAUUUGAUAUUACGAGUGGCCACAUGCCAGCAUUGUGGAAUGUCGAGGAAUGGGGGGAUAGGGAGGAUGAAGAGGAAAUCAUGGCGAUAAUUGAGAGGGAAGAAAGAGAGAAGCAAAAAGAGAUGGACAUGCAGGAAAGAGAAGAUCGCAUUCUCCGAGAGCGCAGAGAAGAAGAGGAAUCAUCAGAGGAUGAAGCAGAGCCAGACAUCAGGAGGCAAAUAACGGAUGAAAGGGAACCAAUCACUAUGGAAGGGAACCGAGGGAUGCUGCUGGGAGAGCCCAUUGUGUCGCCCACUCAGCGUCGAAAUUGA